Leptosia nina is the source of this 306-nucleotide messenger RNA. The record is from the annotation of a GenBank genome assembly. NCBI's taxonomy places the organism in Eukaryota, Metazoa, Arthropoda, Insecta, Lepidoptera, Pieridae.
AUGCUUAAUUCAACCAACCAUGUAGAAGAGAAAAGCUUUACAGCUAAAGGUACAAAUCCCAAUACUAAUGCAAGCGUAUACUUAUUAAAAGCGAAACGCAAGACUGUUCUUAUCGUAAAUAGUGAUAUGAUACUAAGAGCAAAGUAUCCGAAGAAGACAACGAGUCUCCUAUACCAAGAUUUUGACGAUGAUGAGAAAUUAUUGAACUCAUACUACAUGUAUACUCUGGACGAUGUUGCUGAAUUUUUCAGGGUCUUUCUUGAUACGGAAAUUUGUCAUGAAACGUGUCGAAAUAAAGUUGGUUAA